AUGACUUUCCAUCAUCGAUCGCUAAUAUACAUUUCAUAUUUUCAAAAUUCGAAACUUGGUUACUCUCGUGAUAAAGAAGCUUCCGUCACGAUGGUCUUCAAAGUUGGAAUCAUGGGAGGGUCAGGAUUAGAGGAUCCUCAAAUUCUUCAAAACCCUGUUGAAGUGGAGAUUGACACUCCGUUCGGAAAACCAAGUGAUAAGUAUACCACCGGUACUAUAAACGGUGUUCAAUGUAUUCUUCUCUCUCGGCAUGGAAAGAAGCAUGAUAUCAUGCCCGGUAAUGUUAACUAUCGCGCCAAUAUGUGGGGAUUCAUGAAAUUAGGAGCUUCUGUCAUAAUUGCAUCAACAGCUUGUGGAUCUUUACAAGAGCACAUCGAGCCAGGUCAUUUAGUUUUCCCAGAUUCGGUAUUUGACAGGACAAAUGGAAGAAAAUCAACUUUCUUCGACAAUUCUUACUUGGAAUGUCCAGGAGUUUGCCACAUUCAGUUGCAUCCUGUCUAUCAUCCCCUUCUUCGAAAAAUUAUGAUUGAUGGAGCGAAAGAGCUUGGGUAUAAACACCAUGUUGACGGCUUCGGAGUUUGCAUUGAGGGUCCUCGUUUUUCGACGAAAGCUGAAAGCAAAGUAUUCCGCUCAUAUGGUGCCAGCUUGGUGAACAUGACCAUGAUGCCAGAGUGUGCUCUAGCCAAGGAACUUGGUAUACCAUAUGUAACCGUUGCUCUCGUCACAGACUAUGAUUGUUGGAAAGAAGGCGAACACGUGUCCAUGGAACAAGUGAUGACAACUUUCAAAGAGAACUCCGAAAAGGCUAAACAGUUGAUCGUUUUAUCGGUUCAGAAAGCAUCUCAACAUGAUUGGACGGAAGAAAUCAGAGCACUCAAAAAAUCAGCUAGAUCAUCCGUUAUGAUAUCACCAGACAUUAUCGUCCCCCAUUUAGAUAACUCUGAUAAUGAAGAUGACAACGAUACCUAA
Messenger RNA from Auanema sp. JU1783, 969 nucleotides. The record is from the annotation of a GenBank genome assembly. NCBI's taxonomy places the organism in Eukaryota, Metazoa, Nematoda, Chromadorea, Rhabditida, Rhabditidae.